AAAGGUAAUCAUUAUUGAAGAGUUUGGACGAGGGAGGGGCUUGGGCUGAAAACACAAUACCAUUGGAACCCAAACUCCCAGCAGAUCGGCAAAUGCCCAAAGCGUUUCAGCUCUUUCUUGUUUAUUUAUUUUUAUUUUAUUGCAUCUGCAUCUGUCUGCAAAUAUAACCCCAUCUUCUCCUCUCACUUAUCGCAGCCGCAGUAAUGUUAUAAUCUCAAAUAUACUCGAAUUACUCUCAAGUCAAAGCUUUUUUCUUCCUCCCGCACACACACACCACACCGCCACCUUCCAAAUUCAAAUUCAAAUUCAAAUUCAAUUAUUAUUUUCCCCCUUGCACUAAAAUAAUGGACAAUUCGGUUCCAAUGUCAGAGUUUCGGCUGCUACCAGAGCAGCGCUUCCACAGGGCAAUUAUAGACGAUGACAUCCAGAUGCUUCAAUGGCUGGUGGGCAGCAAAAAAGUCGAUGACGUCUGUAACAGGGGAGCCGACGACAACAACUGGCCAUCUCUAAUGCUUGCAGCCCGAUACGGACGCCUGGACAUUGCAAACUACCUUUUGGAAAUCGGCCACGAAAACGAAGCCACAUCAACGGACUCAAAGGGGAACACCGUACCAAUGGUCAGCGCAAAGUACAAGCACGAGGAUAUUUGCCUGACUUACCUGGAAAAAUACCCGCACACAAUGUCUGAGGUCAAUCGCGACGGAAGAAGUGCGAUAAACUGGGCGGCGCAGAACGGUCUGAACAGGGUUAUUGAGUGGAUACUGAGCCAUGGCGGAAACAUUAAUCAGCGGGAUAUUGAUGGAAAUACGCCGCUGCACCAUGCUGCGUCUUGGAACCAGUAUUCUACCGUGACCUUACUUUUGGAGCGCGAUGCGCAGAUCGGAUUAAAAAACCACAAGGAAUAUGGGUACUCGUCUUCGAUGGAAAAACACAUUGGUACGACUAAACAAGCAAGUGUCUUUGUAACAACUGCCACUGCCAUGCCGCGCGACAGUGUCGAUAUGACAACGGCACCGCCUCCGACAGCUGUUCCUGUAAUAGAAUUCCCUUCCAAACAAGUGUCAUUAUCGCCAGAUCAUUUUCAAUAGUCAUUGAAGCAUCUAUUUUUCUAUACAAUGUU
This is a messenger RNA of Kickxella alabastrina, 1120 nucleotides long. RefSeq names its product ankyrin repeat-containing domain protein. The transcript is spliced from 3 exons. The coding region runs from base 345 to 1088 and encodes 247 amino acids. NCBI's taxonomy places the organism in Eukaryota, Fungi, Kickxellomycota, Kickxellomycetes, Kickxellales, Kickxellaceae. The record is from RefSeq and is a predicted model, not a curated record. Gene Ontology annotation, molecular function: protein binding.